Aphanomyces astaci is the source of this 2300-nucleotide messenger RNA. RefSeq lists its product as hypothetical. Gene Ontology annotation, cellular component: Ku70:Ku80 complex; nucleus. Gene Ontology annotation, molecular function: damaged DNA binding; telomeric repeat DNA binding; DNA helicase activity. The transcript is spliced from 15 exons. Bases 16 to 2220 code for a protein of 734 amino acids. The record is from RefSeq and is a predicted model, not a curated record. Gene Ontology annotation, biological process: telomere maintenance; DNA recombination; cellular response to X-ray. NCBI's taxonomy places the organism in Eukaryota, Oomycota, Saprolegniomycetes, Saprolegniales, Verrucalvaceae.
UUGGGAGCGUGCAGCAUGUCUCGAACCAAGGAAGCGAUCAUGAUUGUGCUGGACGCAAGCGUCGCCAUGCGCAGUCCGUUGGCGGAAGUGACCCGGAAAGUGGAGGUAGGCAGUCGCUUCGAGGCCGCCAAGAGCGCGAUCCAAGGCAUCGUGAACCAAAAGCUGUUGUUUCGCAAGAACGACGAGGUGGGGAUCGUCAUGUACGGUACCGAAGGCACCGACAAUCAGUUGAACGCGGACGACGACAACAGCUACAAGCACGUGACGGUCGUGAGCUCCGUUGCGCCGGUGACUAUCGACCUCGCUAAGCAGGUCCUCGCCAUGGAAGCGGCGUCGGUCGAGACCCCCGCGGACGUCCUCGACGGCAUUAUCGUCGCACUCGACCUGAUGAUCCGUCGCACCGACAACAAAAAGUACGACAAGCGCCUGGUUGUCAUCACCGACGCUGCCACGCGCAUCAACAACCCGUCCGACAUGGAGGUCGUGUGCACCAUGAUCCAGAACCUCGACGUGCACCUUCAGAUCAUUGGUAUCGACUUUGGGCUGUCUCAAGAUACCAAACUGGAACGGAUGGACAACGUCAAGGGCGAAAAUGUGGCAGCUCCGUCCAUCAAAGAGGAAAACGAAAAAAUGUUGCAAUCUAUUGCCACGGAAGUGCACGGAGAAGUCCAAUCAGUGUCGAAACGCAUUGAUUUCUUGGCUCAAAGCAAGCUCAAGCCCGUGCUGCAGACGACCAAAAUGCGCGGAAAUUUGGAGUUUGGGGACGCCAUGUCCAUUCCCGUGUACGUGUUUGCCAAGGUGCUCGAGGCGACGAUCCCGUCGCUGCAAAAAGAGUCGCAAGUCGCCAAACAAAGCACGACGUACGCCGAGGACGACGCCCCCGGCAAAGUCCGCAUGGAGCGCACGUCGUUUGCCCCGGACCACCCCGACGAAGAAGUGCCCCCGGAACGCCGGAUCAAAGCGUAUAAAUAUGGCUCGGAAAUGAUUCCCUUCUCCACUGCCGAUCAAGCUGCACUCAAACUACUGACAACGCGGGGAUUGAAAGUGCUGGGUUUUGUGGACAAAUCCCAGUGGAAACAUGGCCUGGGCAUGACGGGGACGGACGCAGUGUUUGGUGACUUUACCAAGCCCAAAGCCCAAGAAGCCAUCCACGCGCUCAGCACUGCCAUGCACGCCGAAGGCAAAUUCGCCCUCGCGCGCUUUGUUCGGGUAGCCAACGCCGCCCCCAAAGUGGUCGCUUUGUUUCCAAAUGUUCAAGAGCCACGGCUGCAUUGUCUGUGGAUGCAACAGUUGCCGUUUGAAGAAGAUUUGCGUCCGUACGAGUUUUCAUCGCUCGCGUCCAACCCUACGAUUCAGCCUACCGCAACACAACUCGCGGCGGCCGACACGUUGGUGGAGAUGCUGAGUCGUCCUGCGUCCACGUCACAUGCAUUCAACCCGGCACUCCAGCGUCUGUACGACACCAUUGCUCAUCGGGCGAUGGAUCCGACGGCGCCGCUGGCCCCGCUGCCGCCGCAUGUCGAGCGCCACUUGCGCGAAGAUCGGACGUUGUUUGAGCCGGCGUUGGCUGCGAUCCACGCCUUUGACAAGGCGUUUCAAUUGAAAGAAGCGGCGAAAGCCAAGGACCACAAGAAAAAAUCGUUUUGGAGUGACGUGAGUAUUGGCGACACGAAACCGGCCGACGUGCCCGUGGCAGAUGGAGGGGGCGGUGACGACAACGACGACGGCGAGUUGGACUUGGAUGAUUUGUUGGGCGAAGACGUGACGGCGGUGGGAUCGAUGAAUCCGAUUUCCGACUUUGAAGCGUUGUUGGCGACGAAUCAAUUGGCCAAAGCGCAACUUGCGGUGAUGGGUAUGGAAGAGCAGAUCUUGGGUUUGUUUCGACAAGAUGCUCGUGGGUACCACGCAAAAGGCCUCGAUUGUCUGCGCUACUUUCGUCGUCGCAGUCCCGAGAUCCACCGCACGACGUUGUUCAAUGCGUUUCUGCACCGUGUCAAAGCCGAGUUUGGUCCGUCGAACGGCCCCGUGUGGCAGCUACUGGUGGAGCACCACGUCACAUUAUUGAGCACCCGCGACGAUCCUUCCUGUGACACGAGUAUCCGCGAGGCUGAGAGCUUUUUGCUGCCGGACGCCCAAGUCAAGGACGAACCCACGGGGGGGGCGGAGGUGGUUGAUGCUGGUCAAGACGACGAAUCGGAUUUAUUUGCAGACUUGGAGUGAAUACUACUAUAUAAUACUACUAGUACUAUAGUGUACUAUUAAUAGUUUGGAAAUAUAAGCUGGCGCUGUUGUCGUUGCGG